Molecule: messenger RNA, 2915 nt
Organism: Aphanomyces invadans
Lineage: Eukaryota; Oomycota; Saprolegniomycetes; Saprolegniales; Verrucalvaceae
Exons: 13
Coding region: 47-2725 (892 amino acids)
Source: RefSeq, a predicted model, not a curated record
GGUUUCUACGCAUCAACCACGAUAGCCGACGUGGCUACGCCCUGCCAUGGACACCUUUUACGACUUUGACUUGGUUGACGACAGCGUUGUGUUCAGCGACGAUGACGGGGUCGAUGUCAUAGGGCUCCUCGAGCCAAAUGCUGAAAAGGUCGGUCUCAUCGGUGAAUCAGCUAUCUCGGAUACGUCGACGGGCAAGGACAAUCGCCACGGGAAUCAUUCCGGUGGGAGUCUGGACUUGGAGACACGACUCCCCGAGCCAGUGGUCCCUUGUUCACUUGAAAAUCCCGAUCAAACACCCCCAGGUUUCUGCAAUAUCUCUCUUGCCAUUGCCAGCGCAAAUUCAACACGGACUGCCGCACAAGACACUCCAUCGAACGGGAUGGCAUCACGUGAACUUCGGCCCCCGGUAACCACGGAUGGAUUUAGUGAUGACUUCCUGCCUUUGUUGGACGAAACUCUCCGCCCCGCUGCGAACGAACCCAUUUUUUCGACCAACAUCGACACAAUCGAGCUCCAACACCACGUGGUGAUGGACGACAAACGCGCCAGUGUCGUGCUAGAUGACCACGUAAUCUUGCUCAACGAGCCGACUCCCAAAGACGCCUUUGUCGACUUCAUUUGCUCCCAGCCCAGCAGUCACACCCUCCAACUCUCGUUGCAAAUUCCCUUGCAAACUCAAGGUCUAUCGCUCGUGGAUGUUACGUACGACAACUUGCACCAGCAAACAAAUGGCCUCACUCCGGCGGCCCUUUUGGACGUGCUCAAGACCACCAAUUUGUUUCCGUACAUCGUGUCCCUUGCUCAAUUUGAGCACGCGAUCCGCCUGCAUGGAUUGAAUCCAAUCUUGACGCUGCGCAACUUCCAGGACAUUGCAACUACAUGGGCGGGCACGAACGAGCCCCUGUUGUCAAUUGUCUCACAGCAGCCGCAACGACUCCAAGUGCUGCUACGUGGGCUGAAUGGCCAGCUAGACAUGGAUAUCUUGAGCCGCUGCAAAGCCGAGGUCCAAGAGCAAGUUUGGGUCAAAGCUGCUGCAAAGUACGAUCAUUCGAUGUCGAAAUCUCGGUCGGCGGCCGCUUCAUUCGCAUCGCCCAGGCCAAAAGUCAUCCUAACCCCAAAACAGACCCAAGCGUUCAUGGCGCGAAUGCAGUCGGACUUGGCCACACGUCGCGAGAAGGAGCAGGAGCGAGCGGCCGAGCGGCACCGAACUCUUAUCGCCCACGACCAAAUCCCUCCGCAUGCCAGAGGAGGCAUUUCCCAGGGCAGCGUCCGGAUUCUCGAGAAGAAUGGGUGGUUGAACGCCACGUCUAGUGCGUGCAUCGAAAGGAUGCUGCGUGCCAAAGGUGAACAGUUGGAGCUCAACAAGCAAGAGCGCGAACGCAACCUUAUGGUGGACGCUCGCACGGGCCAGCGAUUGUACCGGCCCCAAGUCAAUAUGCAACACCACAUGCAGCAGAAGCGACAAGGCGGCCACGUCUACGACGAGCUGUAUGCCCUGGCAAAACAGAAGGCGCUGAAAGCGGAAUGGAUGCAAGAGCAGCGAGAGUUUGCCAUCAAUGCAACCAUGCGGCGGUCCGUCCAGCUCAAUUCCGCUUCCAAAAAGCGCUGCCACGACCGUUUUGAAAAAGAUUUUGACAGAGUGUUGACGGCGCUCGGUGUCCAAGAGACUGUUCUUAGCAAGGACGCGAUGGCCGAGGUGUUAACGCAGUUUGGGCUUCCAUCCACCGCCAACGAUGUGGCCAAUAUUCAAGCCGACCUUAGCAAUGGCGUGGGUUUUCGAACAUGGAUGAAGAGCAUUGUGCUGAACGAGCCAAAGUGUCACCGUUCCGACGUUUGGAAACGGUAUCGACGGCAGUACAUUUCCAGGAGCCAGCCUACGUUGGCCCAGCGCCCCGCCCCAAUUGUCCACCCGUCGGCAAAGACCCCCAAGAAAGCAUCCGGGCAGUACACGCUGCACGGGAAGGCUGUCGAGGCGGAAGAUCCUCUGUCUGAGAGACACCAACGCGAAACCAUCAAGGUUCACGAGCUCCGUCAACACUUGGAAGACUCUGCCACGGUCGAGUGCACCUUCACCCCAGUCAUCCACUCGCGAUGCCAUCGAGACUCGUCCCGGGACAUUGGCCAUCACUUGUAUGAACUUGCGGUCGAAAAAAGAGCCAAGCAAUUGGAGCACCUCCACAAAACCAGUGGCAGCCCAGGCACUGGAGAAUUUGAGACGUCAGGCGGAACAUCGGCCAUGGAUCGACUCGAAGCAUUUUACGCUGUCACGGCCGAGCAAGAGCAGGUGGUCGCAUUCGACAAGGCGGUCGAGAACAUGCGGCAAGGCCAAAAGGAGAAAGCCCGCAAGGCUGAAAAGACCAGCGCGGCCAUCGCAAAGCACUUGAGAGUCGAAGCCAUGCGUAGCGCGGACGGACGCCACACCAUCCCUCAGCCAUUUAACCUGCAUCUUCACCAUAAACCAAACCAAGCGGCUCGUCAUGCCAAAAAAUCACGGCUCCUACGACAAUUUGGGUGCAAGCCACACCCGGCCGACACUUUCGUGAAUGUGCACAUUGCCCCAGCCUUGGACCACUCGAUAGAGCUAUCGCACGUCCACGACUCGAACGACGUAGACGACGUGAUUGCGGCCAUGACAGCAACGUAUUCGUUGGACAGCGUACAAGUGGCGGGGCUUGAAUCGGCACUGCAUGACUUUGCCGGCCUCGACUUUUCCCAUGUGCAUUGAAUCCGGCUGCGUUUCACAUAAAGCGAUUGAUUACAAAAACACACUGAGUUUGGCUCCGCAUUUUCGACAAAAUUUGGCGUCGUCUUGAUGGAGGUUCAUGAACGGUUUGCACGCCGGCGACGAAGGGCAGUGCAUGACUUGGAAGCCCAUGCCUCCGAGCGACACGGACGUCUGGGUCUGGGUCGCCGUG